Cherax quadricarinatus is the source of this 4606-nucleotide messenger RNA. RefSeq lists its product as uncharacterized. The record is from RefSeq and is a predicted model, not a curated record. NCBI's taxonomy places the organism in Eukaryota, Metazoa, Arthropoda, Malacostraca, Decapoda, Parastacidae.
GUAAAACGAGGUUGUUGUGGACUGUCUUGUGAUAGUCGUAAGUUGGGUUGAGUAGAGAGAGAUGGCAGGAAGGGAGAGUGGGAAGGUGGCAAGUAUAAGCAAGCCCUGCUGGCGAUGUAAAGAGUGAACGUGGUCCACUACCGAGCCAGCACCAGCCCACACCACCUACCAUUCACCCACUUGCUCAUUCGCCCCUCGGGCUAUCACAACCACUCUCGCCUUCACUUCUGCGUCGUCCCCGUCAGCGUCGGCACAAGCUUCGUAUCAUCUGAGUGUUUCGCUUUUACAAUCAAAUAAAUUACCUACCUGGAUAAAUUAAAGAAAUACCAAAGUGAAUGUAGCACGAAUGAAAGUAGUUCGUUCAUAAAAUAAAAGUCAUGGUUAUGUGAAUCAAGAAACCAAAGCGAAAAAGGCAGAGGUGAAACCCAGUUAAAAAAACGGGGUUAAGUUUCCAUGGUCACCACAUCAGCGCCUUCACCUGAUAAGUUGCAGACUGCCACUUCGAGCUUACCAGUGACUGUCUGACCCUCGACUAGAGAACUUCUCCGGUGUACCUCCAAGAGGAACUGUUUGAAAAAUAUAUGUAGUGAGGAAAGAGCAAGUGAAGUGACCAGAAGGUACCGCAGCAAAGAGGCAGCUGACACAGAGACGAGCCAUCAAGUGUUACUUCUCUUAAGAGUACCAACACACCAGAGAUGAAGGUGUUGUUGGGAGCGACGUUGAUGGUGUUGGCUACGAUGACAAUGGCUGUCCCUACUGGUGCACCGGGAGGUGAGCUGGUUGGGCGAGACUUUCUUCAACAGGGUCAUCACGGCAUCCCACGGGUUCAACGAAACUUCCUCUCGCAGGAUCAACGAGUUGCCAGCCACCACGAUCAAGGAGUUACUAUCUCACGGGAUCAACGAGCCGCCAACCCUCAGGGUCAAGGAGUCACUCUCCCGCGGGAUCAACGAGCCUUCAGCUCUCAUGGUCAAGGAAUCACUAUCCCGCGGGAUCAACGAGCCGCCAACCCUCAGGGUCAAGGCGUUGUUAUCCUGCAGGGUCAACGAGCCACCAACCCUCAGGGUCAAGGAGUCACUCUCCCGCGGGAUCAACGAGCCUUCAGCUCUCAUGGUCAAGGAAUCACUAUCCCGCGGGAUCAACGAGCCGCCAACCCUCAGGGUCAAGGAGUUACUAUCCUGCAGGGUCAACGAGCCACUAACCCUCAGGGUCAAGGAGUCACUCUCCCGCGGGAUCAACGAGCUUCCAACUCUCAUGGUCAAGGAGUCACUCUCCCGCGGGAUCAACGAGCCUUCAGCUCUCAUGGUCAAGGAAUCACUAUCCCGCGGGAUCAACGAGCCGCCAACCCUCAGGGUCAAGGAGUUACUAUCCUGCAUGGUCAACGAACCACCAGCCCUCAGGGUCAAAGAGUCACCAUCCUGCAGGGUCAACGAACCGCCAGCCCUCAGAGUCAAGGAGUCACUACUCUGCAUAGUCAACGAGCCGCCAGCCCUCAGAGUCAAGGAGUCACUACUCUGCAUGGUCAACGAGCCGCCAGCCCUCAGAGUCAAGGAGUCACUAUCCCGCGGGGCCAACGAGCCGCGAAUCCUCAGGGUCAAGGAGUCACCAUUCCGCAGGGUCAACAAGCCACCAACCCUCAGGGUCAAGGACUCAUCAUCCGUCGGAGUCAGGGAGUCGUCAUCUCCAAAAAUAAAGAAGUCAAACCACAGGGUAAAGGAAUCGUUACCCCGCUAGGUCAACAAGGCUUCAUCCCCCAUAGGCAACAAAGCGUCAUUUCCCAUGGGCAACAAGCCCUCGUCCCCCAGGGUAAACAAGGCCUCAUUCCCCAGGGUAAACAAGGCCUCAUUCCCCAGGGUAAACAAGGUCUCAUCCUACAAGAUCUACAGGGAUUCGUCUCUCCGAGUCCACUAAUUUUCACUCCCCAGGCAAAACCUGGCUUUACUGCCCAGGGUAAACAAGGCUUUAUCCCGCAGGAUAAAUCAGGCUUUAUUCCACAAAGCCAACAAGGCUUUAUCUCCCAGAAUCAAGUAGGCUUUAUUCCUCAGAGCCAACAAGGUGCCAUUCAUCAACGUCAACAAGGUAUUAUUCCUCAGGGUCAACAAGGUGUCAUUCAUCAACGUCAACAAGGUAUUAUUCCUCAGGGUCAACAAGGUGUCAUUCAUCAACGUCAACAAGGCUUCCUUCCUCAACUUCAACAAGGUUUUAUUUCUCAACAUCAACAAGGCUUUAUCCCUCAAGGUCAGCAAAGCUUCAUCCCUCAAGGUCAGCAAGGCUUCAUUCCUCAAGGUCAGCAAGGCUUCACCCUUCAAGGUCAAGAAGGCAUCAUCCCUCCGGGUCACUCUCGCACCGUCCAACCAGCUCUGCCACAAGAUCAUCACUUCAGCAACAAUUUUGACGUCAGCCAAAUUAUCCGCGACUUGACAAGCUCCAAAAGGACGGUGUUGGAAGCCAACUUAAUCACGGGGUCUGGCCUACUGUACCGGGGCACCGCACAUUCGACUAUAAAGCCGGCCACUAAAGUACAAGAAGUCAACAGACAAGGACUCCUAGAUGACUCUGUUGAACAGGAAAAGUUACAUAUCAAUGACCAACAAGACAUUAAACUUGAUGAUUCGUUCUUUAUAACUGGCGAUAUUCUUGAUUCGAAGGAAGAUGAUCUUACAGUCGUAACUGGUACACCAAGUUUCUCAUCUGUAACUCCCACGCUAGAGAAUACCAGUCCAGCUUUUAAGGGAUCAACAGAACUAGGUGUGUCCACUAGUAUCCCAAGUGUGGUUGUUGAUGGAGUAGGUGUAACUCUUCCAGAUGUAACUACUGGCGUGUCACUUAUCUCUCCUACAAGUAAAGAAAUGUCUCUUGAAAAAACAGAAAUACCCCUUCUAGAUGAGACUACAAUAGGUUCAAGCGUGUUCAUUGGAGUCUCUGAAAAUUCUGUUGCGCCCUUGAGCUCGGGAGAGUCAGUCAGUGCUCCAGGAACGACGAGUCUCGAGCUAGAGAUUAUCGGAUCUGAUAUAGGUGAUACUAUUUCUUCUGACAUUUCUAGCAGUUCCCAUGAGAUUCCCACAUCAGGUGAGCUUUCUAAACUUCCACACACAGACCCACUGCUCCCUGAAACGAAUGCUCUUCCCCAAGUUCUUGAAACCCUUCUUAGUGGACAUACGAACCAGAUACAUGACCCCAGUCAAACCCUGGAGAGCUUCCUCUUGGGUCUCAACGGGAAGAACGGCGUGGUGGUUCUUCCCUCAUCUAGUCUAGAGAAAAUAACAGCUAGUGGCAUUAGCUCACUUGCAGGAACGGCAAAAUCUAUUAGGGCCGUCGACAGUACACAUGGAGAUCUUUACAAUUCCGUUGCAAGUACUCCACUGGCUGACCUGGCCAUCGACAGUGCUGUUGAUGUUGUCAAUUCCGUUGCAAGCACUCCACUGGCUGACUUGGCAACAGACAGUGCAGUUGGGCAUGUCGUUAAUUCCGUCGCAAGUACUGCAGAAUCUGCACUAGCCAUCAAUGGUGCUGUUGAAGGCAACACAGUAGAAGCAAAAGAAAUUGUCAGCGAUAUUAGCUCUGAUGACAUCGACAGUUUUGCACUUGAUUUGAACUCGCCAGGCAUCACUGCCCGAAGCGUCGCUCCCACCACCGUCAGUUCGCUAGGCGUCACUGCCCUUAGCAGCUCCCCUACUGCUGAUACUUCACUAGGAGUCACUGUUCCCAGCGGCAUAUCCACCACUGCGAGCAGUUUAUCAUUUAAUAGUGUAUCAUCCACCUCAAGCUCCAGGAGUGCAACUUCAACAAAUACUCCUUUAUUCCGUGGUCCAGUGUCGGACAUCCUCUUCACCAAGGGCCGCCUAGCGGGCACUAUAAUUGGAGGACUUAUUGAUUUAGGUUCCACAAUUUUUCGUGGCUUAUCACAAAUAAAACCUUUCACAUCAUAGCCGAAAACUGUCUUACGUAUAUAAGUCAAUGUUGUUAUUAAUAUUUUUGAUAAAAACUCCAUUCUUCAUCUACUCUGGCAGUGGAUGGUUGGAAGGCAUUGCUGACACAUAUUGGUAAUAUAAAGAAAGACACUUAGAGAAGAGCAAGUCUUUAACAAGAGAAACUUGGUGUGCUGUUUUUAUAUUACCUAAACUAGCAGCGGGUGUUCCUGACGCCAGUCUGGUGGCCACGUUGGAGGUAUAGUUGCUCGCCCUAACUAAUAGCGUGAAAAUAGAGCUCAAACAUUUUUCCAGGAUCUUUAAAUAGCAAUGUUCAACAAAAAUCUGAAAAAAUACGCUACUCUUGGAAUUCCAAAGAACAAUAAAGCACUAUAGAUACAUACAAGAUUACAUAACUGUUUUUGGCAUACUGAUCUCACUCUGUGAUCUCCUUAACACACUCCAAAACCAUAUUAUAUUUGUACCAACAACAUCAAAUUAAAAUUACAAUAUGAAGAGCACAAAAAGUGUCUUUCUUGAAAAGGCAAUAAAUGUUUAUCGAUUUCUGGAAAAGCAGAUACAAUAGUGAUGGGUGGAAGUACUUCUCAAGUUCUUUGCUGCUGCUGCUCUUAGGUUUGCUGGAUAAUGAGAAAAUACUGUUAUAACUUUCUUAUUGAGAUAUGCAAUACAGAAGCUGA